ACGUCCUGUAUAUGAUUUGCAGAAUAUUUCUUUAAAAAUCUUUUUGGGUAAUACUUCCUCGUAAAACCCUGGGAAAUCAUAAAUUUUUCUGCCAAUGCAGCACAAGAUCAGGCGAAUUUGCGAUUAAAAGACCUACAAAAUUUAUUAUCUACAACACUCUCUAUCCUGAAAGGGCAAUGAGUCCAGCCCACACUGCGAAAUUGUCAAGAUGCUACGAGUAAAUCUGUUUAUUUUAUGCCACAAUAUAAAAGCAUUAUUCUGCCAAGAAAGCGUUUUAAGCGACUACUGAAAGCUGUCUGGUUCGGCAGUUUCUGUAUAAAGAACGAUUUUUCCGCGUUGCUAAGUGUACAGCACAGUGCUGCACGUCAACGUUGACAGUCUUAUUUUAUUGAUUAACCAAGUUCCAAUCAAUAAUUGGAAAGUUCCCCGCAAAAUAUUGUUGGGCAUGCGGAAAUUUAUUAUGACCACAACUCUUCCACAAUGAUAAUCAAGGAAUAUCGCAUUGUGAUGCCCAUGUCGGUGGAAGAGUAUCAAAUUGGUCAGUUGUACGCCGUAGCCGAAGCGUCCAAAGGGGAAACGGGUGGCGGCGAGGGCGUGCAGGUACUACAGAAUGAGCCCUAUGAGAAUUUUCCUCUUCUGGAUGGUCAGCCGGAUCGUGGACAGUUCACACACAAGACGUAUUAUCUUCAAAGUAAAGUACCCAGCUGGGUCCGCACGAUCGCUCCCAAAGGUUCGCUAGAGUUCACGGAGAAAGCAUGGAAUGCCUAUCCGUAUUGCAAGACGGAGUUUAGCAAUCCAUCUUACAUGAAAGAGGCUUUCCUUUUGACCGUUGAAUCUCUCCACCUCCCUGAUCGCGGAAAUUCAUACAAUGUGCACCAGCUUUCCCCCGACAAACUGAAAAAGCGGGAUGUUGUAUUCGUCGACAUUGCCAACGAUAAGAUAUCAUCAAAAGAUUACAAAUUACAGUAUGAUCCUCAGAAGUUCAGAUCAACAAAAACUGGGAGAGGACCUCUCGGCAGCGAUUGGCAGGCUUCAGCCACUCCUGUAAUGUGCUGCUACAAACUGGUUACGGUGGAGUUCAAAUGGACCGGUCUGCAGAACAAAGUGGAAAACUUUAUUCACAAGGCGGAGAAGCGUUUAUUUACCAACUUUCAUCGUCAAGUAUUCUGCUCCAUUGAUCACUGGUAUGGACUGACCAUGCAGGAUAUCCGUGAGCUGGAGGAGCAUACGCGAAAGGAGCUGGAUGUACAGCGUAUGAGUGGAAACGUACGGUCCAGUUUUCAGGCUAUUGACGAUGGCGAAAGCGGCGCAUCGGCAUAAACACUACAGUACUGUUACAGUCAGAUCUUGCCGAUUUUCAUAGCAUAGCUAGAAAUUUGCUGCACCGGGAUUUGUUUACAAGGUACAGUUACAGAAUCAUUGUCUGGAAAUGGCACGGGUUUUUUUUCAAAAAUGGGACUGACUGCGGAAGUUCUUGUGUUUGUCUUUGUUCUCAGUUAUUCAGUACAACUUUGUGCGUAUUUGUGUCGCUUAUCCUAACCUUAUCGUUGCCACUCAGCAAUUAUGUAUAAAGUAAGAAAGGAGACUUGUCCUAGUUUUAGUGUAACUUUU
Paramacrobiotus metropolitanus is the source of this 1611-nucleotide messenger RNA. RefSeq names its product phosphatidylinositol transfer protein alpha isoform-like. The transcript is spliced from 10 exons. The record is from RefSeq and is a predicted model, not a curated record. Gene Ontology annotation, cellular component: cytoplasm. Gene Ontology annotation, molecular function: phosphatidylcholine intramembrane carrier activity; phosphatidylcholine binding; phosphatidylinositol transfer activity. NCBI's taxonomy places the organism in Eukaryota, Metazoa, Tardigrada, Eutardigrada, Parachela, Macrobiotidae. Bases 481 to 1320 code for a protein of 279 amino acids. Gene Ontology annotation, biological process: phospholipid transport.